CAUGGCGGCUCCAACAAAGUUGAGCUGUAUUUGACAUUCACAUGUAUAAUACCUAAAAUUCAAGCAAAAUCGAAAGAAAAAAGUGAUAAGUGAUGUCUAGUGAGCUACAAGAAGUGCCAGUGCGGCCACCAGAAGUAGUAACUGUCUCGAUUGUUAGGUGUACUAACUUGAAAGGUUCAAAGGGAGAUGCAUUGAAUUCKCUUGUACGUGUCGAAUUUGGAAGUGUUACUCUGGGCGAAUCUUCCAAAGUUGAGGCAAACACUGAAACACGUACAACAGACUACAAUUUUAACAGUACUUUUGAGUGUUCCUUUGAAGAUGRAUCAUCUUUAGACGCUAUAGCUCACAAGCCAGUUGUUGUAACUGUGAUUGAAGUACUCCCAAAAGAUAAAAAAGGCAAAGAAGAAAAAACGAAUGUUCUUGGGCAAAGCUGUAUUGAUUUAAUUCAACUAUUGCAGGGUGAAUGCAGUUUUUCAGUAACACAACCUGUACACAGUAUUACAAGUGCUGACAGCAACCCUGAAAAUGUUUUGCCUGAGCUGGAAGUCACGGUAUCAGUUUCUCAACCUCUUUUAAAUGAGACUCAGCUUCAAGCAAGCAACCUUGUGAGUGUUCAUUUGGAUAGCAUUUAUUCAAUACCUGAAGCCAUGCAACCUGGUCAACAGUUUUUAUACACAGUUAGCCUACCUAUACCACUCUCAGCACAGAAAGAGAACACAGUUGUUUUACCCAAUGGCAUUCUGAGGGCACCAACAGAGAAAGAACCUGGUAACCAGCGUAAAUGGUGUUCUGCUCCAAGUGCCUCUGGUACUUGUCUCUACAUUCCUGAGAGUGUUGUAAAUGAAGAUAUUGUAUCUGAUGAAGAAGAUGGUGAUUUACGAGAUAAAGAGGACCAAUUGUUUCGCUAUGAAGCUAUGAAUGASAAGAACCGCAUCACUUGGAAUGCUGAAAGAAGGUGUUUUCUAGGAGCUGAGGCUUCUGAAAGCCUACAGGCCAAAAUUGCUCAGAAUAGAGUUUGGCCAGUUGAAAUUGUAAGGACACCUUUUCCACAAGCAACAAAGGCAAAAGGAAAGCAAACAGCAGUUGACGAAGAAGUUAGCAUUUCCUACCAUGGUGUAGCGUAUGUCAACAUGGCACCCUUGCUCUAUCCAGGUGUAAGCAGAAUUCGUGGCGCAUAUCUUGUCAAGCCAUUUUUAGAAAAUGAAGUUAUGGAAAAGACAAAAAGAAAAGGGAACCUUUCUGAAGAGGCAGCUCGUAUUGCAAGUGGCAUGAGUAGGACACUGGUUUCUGCGAUGGCACAAAAAACACCAGCACCAUCAAAACAAGGCAAAACUGAUGCCAAGGCUAAGCCAUCUGGAGCUGUCCUCAAACCUGAGGCUGGAUCUGAAAUUGAUUCUACUGAGGUGAAGAAUGUUGAGGGACAGCAAUAUCUUGAUGCCAGAACAUUUGUCUGCCUGGAAAUAGUGCUAUCAAAACCACUAGUACCUAAACGUCCUCCUUCAUCGUUAGCUAGAAAGGUCGCUGAAUAUAUACCACCACGCCCAGUUUUUGCUCGCAAAACAGGAGGYGCUAAAAAGGCAGUUGAGGAUUAUCACUUUCAAAUCACAAGUGUUGCCAACUCAUUGCUUGAAGAAUUUAGGCAAAUGUUUGGCGAGGAAGUGAUGGCAGGUGAUAUUCAAGAAUCAAAUGAAGCCAUGGAUCACAGGAGGAGAAAGUUUUUGUAUGAGCUCAAUACGUCUGGAAAGUAUUUUGCAUUCAAAGAACAGAUGAAGCUCAGUGUUAUCAAGCUUGUGCGUGAAAAAUAUCUCAAGACAACAGCCUUUACUGAUAAAGAUGAGUUACAUGCAUUCCUUAGUGAGCUGUAUAUAUUUCUUGUGGACCAAAUGCAUCAAGCACUUGGCAAGUUCAUAGCAGCUGAUGAUGCACCAGAAGAGCCUGCACCAAUCACUGACUCAAUCAUGUUAAAACAUUUUGCAAGAGAAGCAGAGGUGAAUCAAAAUUACGAAUUAGCUGCAAAAUACUAUCAAGAGCGUCUUGCUAGAAGUAAAAACGAUGCAGGUCAUUGGUUUGAUUAUGGAGCCUUCUGUUUGCUGAUUGGCGACAUAUCAAAGGCAGAAGAAUGCUUUAAGGAAACAAUUGCUCUCAAUCAGAAACAYGUGUCUGGUCUUCUCAUGUAYGGCUCUGUUUGUCUGAUACUUGAACGAUACGAGGAAGCCGAGACGUUCUUCGAGGCAGCUACUUGUAUUGAGCCAGAGAAUGUCAUAGCGUGGACAAUGCUUGGUUUAUAUUACGACACCAUACAAAAUGAUAUUGGGGCAGAGAGAGCUUUCCUUGAAGCCAAUCGAUUYAAUCUCCACCAUCCUGUCAAACCUGACAGACCAACGACUGCGGAAAAGACUCCCGUGGAGGAAGAAAUCGCGAAAGACGAAAGUUCGCCUACACCUGCUGCACCAGCCGAAGGGGAAGAAGGUGUUGUUAGUGAUAUUCCAGUGGUUCAAGUUGAUGGAGCCAACGUGCCUACCGCAGACGAAGACCCAACAGACACACAGCAAUCAUCACAAGAUGYACCUCCAAGCACUGCUGGAGCUCCUCCAUCAACUAACGUAUCAAAACCACCACCCACACAGUCACCAACCAACAAUACAUCCAAACCACCAUCUCCUCCUGCUAGCAAUGAAGRCARCGCACCCCCUAAGGAGGCUGUUCCUGAUAUCAUGCAAGAAGCACAGGAGAGCACUYCUAAAGAAACUAAACCUGCCGUUGGUAUCUUCCUACAGACUGCGGCUUUUUUGUUGGAGGUUAAUGGUCUUCAGUUGACAGAAUCUGCUCUAGCUCAUGAGUUAGUUGCCUGCAAUGGCGAACCUAGUGCUGAUUACUGUGUGAUGCUCGGUCGGUUAAAGAUUCAACAGGGGUUGUACGAAGAGGCAGAAGAUAAACUUAAACAGGCUAUCGUAUUGAAUCAUCAGAACCCAGACUGCUGGGGCCUUAUCGGCCACCUGAAAUACUUAAUGGGUAAGACAGAAGAAGCUCGAGAAUGCUACGAAAGGACCUUGUCAUAUGUUUCAGAGGCCUCAGAUAUGCAUGCUAUUUAUUUGAGAUUGGCAUCGAUUUACUUGGAAAAGGGGCAGUUUCAGGAAGCAAAAAAUACCUUUCUUAAAGCUUGUUCUCGAUCACCUUCCUGUGUGUCGUGGUUAGGUGUUGGUAUUGCKUGUUACAGGCUUGGCGAACUGAUGGAAGCAGAAGACGCACUUUCAGAGGCAAAUAUUCUWAAUAACAAGGAUGCUGAAGUUUGGGGUUACUUGUCGCUUGUAUGCCUAAAUACUGCAAGACAAGUUGAGGCUGAGCAGGCUUAUAAAUACGCUCUCAAGCUCAAUUUGAAGGACGACAAUCUUUUAACCGAAAUCCACCAAGUACAAGAACGCGUUGGCUUUGGAAACCCGAUCGUUGUGUAGAUAAUAUUGUUAAUGUGGUAUUUAUAACUAUUGUAAUUAGCUUUUUAAAACAACUUAAUCGAUUAAAACAAAUAAUAUGUAGUGCUA
Molecule: messenger RNA, 3539 nt
Organism: Exaiptasia diaphana
Lineage: Eukaryota; Metazoa; Cnidaria; Anthozoa; Actiniaria; Aiptasiidae
Product: cilia- and flagella-associated protein 70
Exons: 31
Coding region: 93-3452 (1119 amino acids)
Biological process (GO): cilium assembly; cilium movement
Cellular component (GO): extracellular exosome; motile cilium
Molecular function (GO): protein binding
Source: RefSeq, a predicted model, not a curated record